Messenger RNA from Fusarium vanettenii 77-13-4, 1950 nucleotides. RefSeq lists its product as uncharacterized. Gene Ontology annotation, molecular function: protein binding. The transcript has a single exon. The record is from RefSeq and is a predicted model, not a curated record. Gene Ontology annotation, biological process: maturation of SSU-rRNA from tricistronic rRNA transcript (SSU-rRNA, 5.8S rRNA, LSU-rRNA). Gene Ontology annotation, cellular component: nucleolus; small-subunit processome; 90S preribosome. Lineage: Eukaryota; Fungi; Ascomycota; Sordariomycetes; Hypocreales; Nectriaceae. The coding region runs from base 1 to 1950 and encodes 649 amino acids.
AUGAAGCUUUCCAAUCCGGGAACCGUUCCCGUCUACACAAUCUCUGGGGCGUCCACAGCUCGCCCCCUUCCAGACUGGCUUGCCCGGCGCAGAAAGCGAAGUUUGAAGGGUGAUGCCGAGUACCAGAACCGUGUCGAGCUCCUGCAGGAUUUCGAGUUCGAGGAGGCAAGCAACUGUAUCCGGGUCAGCGAGGAUGGCGAUUGGAUCAUGAGCACUGGCACAUACAAGCCUCAAAUCCACGUUCACAACCUACCUCAGCUGUCGCUGUCCUUCGCCCGCCACACCAACUCUCUCAACCACUCUUUCGUCCUCCUCUCAUCCGACUACUCGAAAUCUCUUCACCUUCAGACCGAUCGCCGUCUCGAGUUUCAUACCCCUAUGGGCUGUCACACUGAAGUCCGUCUUCCUAGAUAUGGUCGCGAUCUUGUCUACGAUAGGCAAUCGACUGAAGCUCUUGUUCCGGCCGUUGGUCUGGAUGCCGAUGGCAAGGGCGAAGUUUUUCGAAUGAACCUGGAACUGGGACGUUUCAUGAAAUCAUACCAAAUUGAGGUUGGUGGCGAUGAUGAGAUGACGGGUGGUGGCUUGCAGGGAGGUAUUGGUGUUGGCAGUGUCAACACUGCAGCAAUCGCAGAAAAUACCCACAGCCUGAUGGCCUUUGGAACCUCAAUAGGAACUGUCGAGUUCUGGGAUCCGCGGUCUAAGUCCAGAGUUGCUCUACUCGGAGGCCAUGAAGGCGAGGUCACCGCACUCGACUUUAGCCCUUCAGGCCUAUCCAUCAUCACUGGCUCGUCCAGUGGCAUGAUGCAAAUUUUCGACCUACGACGGCCAGUACCCCUUAUGAAGAAGGAUCAAGGAUAUGGCUUCCCUGUUCAAAAACUCAUUCAUAUGACUACCGCUUCGCAAGAAAAGAAGAUUCUUUCUGCCGAUAAGCGUAUCAUCAAGGUCUGGGAUGAGACGACGGGAGACCCCUGGACAUCCGUGGAGCCUCUUGUGGACAUCAAUGAUGUCGCCUGGUGUAAGGACACCGGUAUGCUUCUUACUGCCAACGAAGGCAAACAACAGCAUGCAUUCUUCGUUCCUCAGCUUGGCCCUGCCCCUAAAUGGUGCUCUUUCUUGGACAACAUGGUCGAGGAGAUGGCAGAAGAGGUGCACACGGAAACAUACGACAACUACAAGUUCUUGACGCUGCCCGAGCUCAAGCAGCUAAGCUUGUCUCAUCUUAUUGGAAAGACCAACUUGCUCCGGCCAUACAUGCAUGGAUACUUUGUGGCAUCUAAGCUGUACGAGCAAGCUAGGUUGAUCGCCAACCCCUACGUCUGGGAAGAGGAGAGGACAAAGCGUAUCAAGGAGAAGGUCGAAAAGGAACGUGCCAGCAGAAUCAGGGGCACCAAGAAGGUCAAGGUCAACCAGAGACUGGUGGACAAGCUUCUCAAGAAGCAGGAGAACAGAGAAGAAGUCGACACCAAGGCUGGCAUUCUUGGCGAUUCCCGAUUCAGCAAGCUGUUCGAGGAUGAAGCCUUUGCCAUUGAUGAGACUAGCGGAGAAUUCCGAGCUCUCAACCCCAGCACCUUGGUGGAUCAGCCAGUCGAUCCCAAGGCUCCGACUCGGUAUCAGGGCAAGGACUCUGAUGAGGAGUCUAGUGAUGACGAUAUGGGAGAGGAUGAAAUCAGGGCACCAAAGAAGUCAAAGGACGAUGUGGUAAUGCGGGUGUCGUCUACCAGCAACCAGGGCAGAACAGUCAGGGACACUGCACUUGGCUCGAGACAGCAGAAGUCGGGUCGGAUCAACAAGGCUCGAGGAGAGGUGGUCGGCGAGCGGCAAGUGUCAUUUGUUCCCGAGUCAAAGAAGAAACAGAGGCAGCGAGAGGAGGAGGAGGCCGCACCCCCACCCAGGGAGAAGCGAUCUGGUGCUCGACGAAGCGCCAGUUCCAACACGUUCAGACGGAUGUAA